Messenger RNA from Cryptotermes secundus, 2640 nucleotides. It is a transcript of the gene sip3, whose product is annotated as E3 ubiquitin-protein ligase synoviolin. Gene Ontology annotation, cellular component: cytoplasm. The record is from RefSeq and is a predicted model, not a curated record. Lineage: Eukaryota; Metazoa; Arthropoda; Insecta; Blattodea; Kalotermitidae. The transcript has 13 exons. The coding region runs from base 68 to 1969 and encodes 633 amino acids.
UGGUGAACUCGGGUUUGUGUUCGUGUGUGUGAGACAGAUUUACUCGAAAAGAGAAGAAAGUUUCGAAAUGCGUGCUGCAGGAAUUACAUUAAUUAGUUUAGCAUUAACAAGUGCCGUAAUUGGAAAUGCGUACUAUCAAAAGAAGCAGUUCUAUCCGUCAGUUGUGUACAUAACGAAAUCAAAUCCAAGUAUGGCGGUAAUAUAUGUCCAGGCAUUCAUCUUGGUAAUCUUGAUGGGAAAACUAAUGCGCAAAGUAUUUUUUGGACAGCUGAGAGCAGCAGAAUUUGAGCACCUCAUGGAGCGAUCAUGGUAUGCAGUCACAGAGACAUGCCUGGCCUUCACUGUUUUUCGAGAUGAUUUCAGUCCAAAAUUUGUUGCACUUUUCACUGUUCUUCUAUUCUUGAAGUCUUUCCACUGGCUGGCAGAGGACAGAGUAGAUUUUAUGGAAAGAAGUCCUGUCAUAUCAUGGUUGUUUCAUAUACGAGUUCUAUCCUUGCUCACCAUGCUUGGUGCUCUCGACUUGAGUUUCGUGGGCCAUGCUUACCAAUCCACAAUUACCAAGGGGGCAUCAGUACAACUAGUAUUUGGAUUUGAAUAUGCCAUCCUCCUUACUAUCACCAUCAACAUUGCUAUCAAAUAUGCACUCCACACCAUUGAUCUGAACAGCGAGAAUCCGUGGGACAACAAGGCUGUCUUUCUCUUGUACACUGAGUUGGUCAUGGGUUUCUUCAAAGUCUUCUUAUACAUCGCCUUUGUUGCCAUCAUGGUGCGAAUUUACACAUUGCCGCUAUUUGCGUUUAGACCAAUGUACUAUACAAUGAGGUCAUUUAAGAAGGCAUUCAAUGAUGUGAUUUUGUCUCGUCGUGCAAUUCGAAACAUGAACACACUGUAUCCUGAUGCUACUCCAGAAGAAUUAGCUGCAGCAGAUAACGUUUGUAUAAUCUGCAGAGAAGAAAUGGUUACAGCAUCAAAGAAACUCCCUUGUAACCACAUCUUUCAUACAUCGUGUCUUCGGUCAUGGUUCCAACGUCAGCAAACCUGCCCCACAUGUAGGUUGAACAUUUUGAGAACCCCUGCACCAAAUAUGCAGAAUCCUGCAACUCCUCAAGUGGGACAGCCUCAAGCCCAACAGCCCCAGGGUGCUCCUGCAGCAGGACUACCCCAGCCUCCUGCUGGCAUCAAUCCUUUCCAACCACUGCUUGGAGCUGGACCAUUUCCAUUUUGGCAGCCAUUUCAACAGCCAUUUCAGCAACCACCUGCUGGAGGGCCUGCAGGAAAUAAUCUGCAGCAGGCAGGAGAAUCAACUCAACAGCCGAGUACCUCAGGUACACAAGGUUCAAUUGCAGGGACUUCAUCUGCCUCAGGCACAGCUGGCAGUGGGACACCGAUAUCGCCAACCUCUCAGUCAUCUGCCACCUUCACGUUCACCUCUGCUCCUACCAGCUGCCCUUUUACAUCAACACCUCCCCAACCACCAUCACAGCCUGGAGCCAAUGUGCCACUUUUCUGCCCUCCACUUCCUUUCAUGCCUUUCAUACCCCCACCAAUGCCACCGGCUGAUUUCUCUGGGUUUUCAAUGGAAGAGCUGCAGUGGAUGGAAGGAGUGACAAGAGAGAGUGUGGAGGCAAGACUAAAAUGCCUUCAUAACAUCCAGGUCCUCCUGGAUGCAUCAGUUACACUCAUGCUGCAAUACUCAUCUGCAGCAGCAUCAAGUAUGGCUACAGCAUCAGUUGCAACAGCAGGUUCAGAGAACACAACUGCAUCAUUUGCACCUGCGUCAUCUUCAACAUAUCGAGCAUCUGCUUCUAGCAGCAGUAGGAAUGAAAGCAGUGAAGGUGCUUUUGGUUUUACACCUGAACCUUCCUCACCAGCCAGCGAAGAGGCUGUAUCAUCUACACUUACCAAAGAACAGGAAGAAAUCAGACGAAGGAGAAUUCAAAAGUUUGGCCAGACACACAGUUCAGAUUGAGAAUGCAGGCGAUGUCUUUCAGUCAGUAAGAAUUCAUAUGUAUAUAAAAUUAUUUCAUGUCUGUGGUAUUUUUUUAAUGGGUUCGAAAAUUAUUUAUAUUAAUUUCAUAUCAGUUUGCUCACACCCUUCUGAGAAUUCUUGUUGCCUAUUACUUUGUGGUGGAAAUUUUACAAAAUGUUCAAAGAAACUGAUCAUUUUAUACCUACAUACAAGUGCAGAAUAAUAUGUGGGAAAUGACAUCCACUGCUAUUUUCAUAUACUAAGUGUUUACAAAGUUGGAAUAUAACCGAGUUAUUCUCAAAUUAAAUAUUCCAUGUUUUAUUACUCAGUGUAUGAUACUGUAAUAUAUAUAUAUACUUUUCUUGUUUACUUUUUAAUAUAUUGAUUUCUCUGAGAAAUGUACUGAAUAGCCAGAGAAAGGAAUGUUGUAAUUGCUUCAGGAAAAUCUGAGUUAGAAAUAUUUUUGUUUGCACAGAACUUUGUUUAUAUCAAGAAAGAUUGCUAAAUUAGUAAGUCUACAGAGAAAACAUGAUACAUAUAUGGUUUAGGAAGGACAGUUUCGUAGCUGUAGGUUGUAAGAACAGUACAUGAAAAUACAUGUAAGAAAAAAGGCAGAAAGAUAUGAUGGUUUUAAUAUUAAAAACUAAUAAAUUAUGUUAUUUUGAUCCUUA